This is a messenger RNA of Pelmatolapia mariae (spotted tilapia), 1425 nucleotides long. It is a transcript of the gene spaca4l, whose product is annotated as sperm acrosome associated 4 like. Bases 90 to 473 code for a protein of 127 amino acids. The record is from RefSeq and is a predicted model, not a curated record. Lineage: Eukaryota; Metazoa; Chordata; Actinopteri; Cichliformes; Cichlidae. The transcript has 3 exons. Gene Ontology annotation, cellular component: membrane. Gene Ontology annotation, biological process: sperm-egg recognition.
UAUAACGGUCUGAGAGCUCACAGGCAGCCAGCUCCUUCUAAAACGCACUUUCUUCAUUUGUUUCUCUCCCUCUCUUCUUUUAACCCAAGAUGAACAGAGUUAUCCUCCAGCUUUUUGCAGUCGGAUUGUGCUUUGCAAUCGGCCAAGCUCUUGUAUGCUACCAAUGCACCAUUGGGAUUGGAAGCCUGUGUGUGACGUCUCAAACGACAUGUUCAAGCGGCGAACAGUGCUACAGUGGAGUUGGGAAAGCAAUUGGAUUUGUGGACGUCAAGAUGAAGGGUUGCCUAGCAGUAGCGAACUGCAACAAGACUGAAGAUGUGGACUUUGGCACAAACAAGACCGUCUACAAGAUGACCAAGACAUGCUGUAACACAGACCUAUGCAACACAGCACCUGGUGUGCCCGGCACCCCCACGCUGACCCUGGCCCUCGCCACCAUCUCUGCUGUGUUUGUGGGAAACCUCCUGGCUUGACAGAAGAUGCCACCAGUUUAAAAUGCAAACAUGAAUGAAACACACACACACACACACACACACACACACACAUUCAAUAAAAUAUCCUUACACGUGAGCUUUUUGUAAUCAUGGAGCUUUUUUUUUUUUUUUUUUUUUUUUCUUUUCCCCCCCUCCUUAUGGGUCUUGUGUUUACUGUCCUUGAGGUAGUUGCAGUUUUGGUUUCAGAUGGUUUUUCAUUAAUUCAAUCUUUUAAAGUUCAUUCUAUAUUUGUAAAUGUGUCAGCCUGCAUUUCACUGUAACAGAUGUUGAAUAAGUCAAUGUAUAUUAAUUGAGUGUAAUACUGAAAAAAGAAAAAGAGGGAAGUAAGUAGAGCCUAGCUGUAGAGCUUGUGUAUACCCUUUAUUACUAACUGUGAAACAUACUACAGCAUAAAGGGUGUUUAUGAACGUGUUAUGGAGCUUAACGCUGGCACCAGUUUGGCAUGUCCACCCCCCCUCCAUGCCAAGUCUAAAUAUAACUUUAAAUUUCCCACACUGUCCCUUUACUCUGAUUUUUGGCCCACUGUACUGUAAUUUUAGACUCAUAAUAUUCAUAUGCUAACAAACUCAAAUAGUCUUGUAGUUUUCUAAGUAUAUUGGUUUUUUGUUUGUUUUUAACGGUUUUUGUCCAGUCCCCUUUAAAGAAUCUCAGUUGGUUCUUUUUUGUUUUGUUUUUUUCUCCGUUUGUCACAUUCACUCUGCUCACAAGCUGUGAGGUAAAAGCUUUGUGUUUGUUUGUUUGUAUAUGUUGGCUAAUGGGGAUGUAUAGACUGCUUUGUCAUACUGAAAUAAGACGUCUUGAUCAGUUUCUCUUCAUAUACAUAUUUUCCCCUUUGCAAAAACUUUUUUUUUUUUUUUUUUUUGCUUUUUUUGUAGGUAGGGGGGGUAAAAAUGUAUAUUUUGACGCUUCCAAGUCUUUAAAUAAAACUAUU